Messenger RNA from Malus domestica (apple), 5493 nucleotides. NCBI's taxonomy places the organism in Eukaryota, Viridiplantae, Streptophyta, Magnoliopsida, Rosales, Rosaceae. The record is from RefSeq and is a predicted model, not a curated record.
AUAUGUGUGUGUGUGUGUAUUCUAUCUCUCUCUCUCUAAACUUAUCUUCCUUUUUCUUAGUUCUUCCUCCUCUGCCUUUUCAGCUUCUGUUUUAUUCAGUGUGAUACUGAUUCUGGUUAACUUUCGUGGAAUUUAAGUUGUUUCUCAAUUGGGUUUCUCAGAUUGCUUCCAAAUACUUCCUACAAUUCGUCGGCGAAUCGAAUCGAAUCGAAUCGAAUCCAGUCCAAUGGCACCAAAGUCAGGGAGAGGCAAGAACAGGUCCAAGUCAGACAAGAAGAAGAAAGAAGAGAAGGUUCCCAGUGUUCUUGACAUCACUGUCAUUACCCCAUAUGACACACAAGUCAUUCUCAAGGGCAUCUCCACUGACAAGAUACUUGAUGUGAGAAAAUUACUCGCUGUAAAUGUGGAGACAUGCCAUCUUACAAACUAUUCCCUCUCUCAUGAAGUCAAGGGGAAAAAAUUGAAUGAAAAGGUGGAAGUCGUUAGCCUGAAACCUUGUGUUUUAAAAAUGGUUGAAGAGGACUACAGCGAUGAAGCCCAGGCUGAGGCUCACGUGCGGCGAUUGCUGGACCUGGUGGCCUGCACGACCCGAUUCGCCAAGCCCAAACGGUCCGCCACUAACCCGGACUCCAAGUCUAAGAAGAACGGCAAUAGGCCUCGGACCAGGACAUCGGGCCCUCCAUCUCCGUCCGAUGCGGGCGAUGGCCGUCCGACUUCACCGCAUUCCGAACCGUCCUUUUCGGCGAUCUCGGAGAGCCUAGGGAUGGUCGCCAUUCAUCCGACGCCGAAGCUCUCCGACUUCUAUGAGUUCUUCGCUUUCUCUCACCUCUCCCCUCCAAUUCUCCAUUUGAAGAGAUGCAACUUGGAGGAUGUACAUGAGAGGCGCGAUGGUGACUAUUUUCAAAUUCAGAUUAAGAUUUGCAAUGGGAAGCAAGUACAAGUUGUUGCAUCUGUCAAAGGGUUUUACACUGUGGGAAAGCAGUUUUUACAAAGCCACUCGCUCGUGGAUCUUCUGCAGCAGUUCAGCAGAGCUUUUGCAAAUGCAUAUGAAUCCUUGACGAAGGCUUUUGUAGAACAUAACAAGUUUGGCGAUCUUCCAUAUGGUUUCCGAGCAAAUACAUGGCUUGUCCCUCCAUCAGUUGCUGAGUCUCCAUCGGAAUUUCCACCCCUGCCAACCGAAGAUGAAAAUUGGGGUGGAAAUGGUGGAGGCCAGGGAAGAAAUGGCGAAUAUGAUCUUCGACCAUGGGCUACAGAUUUUGCAAUACUGGCUUCCCUUCCUUGCAAAACUGAAGAAGAGAGGGUUAUUCGAGACCGGAAGGCAUUUUUGCUUCAUGGUAGAUUUAUUGACGUUGCAGUCCUUAAAGCUGCUUCAGCAAUACGCGGUGUAAUAGACUCCAAUAUGAAUGCAAAGGAGACACUGAAAUGUUCUCAAGGCUCCGUUCUUUUCGAGGAUCACAUUGGAGACUUGUCCAUUGUUGUAAAACGUGAUACAACAGAUGCAUGGUCAAACUCUGAUUUGUCUACCAAGGAGGCUGCGCAGAGGCUUUUACUUAAGGGGUUAACUUCUGAUGAGAGCGUAGUUGUUCGUGAUACUUCGUCCUUGGGUGAAGUCAAUGUAAGGCACUGUGGAUAUACUGCAACGAUUAAAGUUGUCGGUAACAUAAAGAAUGGCAACCGCGAGGCUAAAGAUAUUGAUAUUGAAGAUCAACCAGAUGGAGGAGCUAAUUCUCUCAAUGUUAACAGCUUGAGGGUUCUGCUUCAAAAGUCUAAAACUGAAUCAUUGGCUCCCAGUUUGAAUGGUUUAGAAACUUCUACGUGUCUGGUUCGGAAAGUAAUAAAAGAGAGCUUGAAAAAUCUAGAAAAUGAGCCUGCCAGUUUGGAAAGAUCUAUCAGAUGGGAGCUUGGUUCUUGCUGGGUGCAACAUUUACAAAAGCAGGAAACCGCUGCGGUUAACAACUCUGAUAGUCCUAAGGCUGAUAAAGAGGCUGAACCGAUUGUGAAAGGUCUGGGAAAGCAAUUUAAACUUUUGAAGAAGAGGGAAAAGAAAACAAUUGGAGAAAGCAGAACAUAUGACGAGGAAGAAAUUGAUUCUAGUGAAAGCCGAACAGUAGAGCUAGAGAAUGGAGAUAUCGAUGAUGAGCCAGAAUUGAAACAGUUAAUUUCAGAAGAAGCCUUUUUGCGCCUCAAAGAAACGGGAACCAAUCUUCACCUAAAGUGUGCAGAUGAGCUUAUCAAGAUGGCACACAAAUAUUAUGAUGAAAUUGCCUUGCCAAAGCUGGUAACAGACUUCGGAUCACUUGAACUUUCUCCAGUUGAUGGCCGCACAUUGACAGACUUCAUGCAUUUAAGGGGACUGAAGAUGCGCUCUUUGGGUUGUGUGGUUGAACUGUCAGAGAAUCUUCCUCAUAUACGGUCACUUUGUAUCCAUGAAAUGGUUACUCGAGCUUUCAAGCACUUGCUUGAAGUAGUCAUUUCCCGUGUUGACAAAAUAACUGACUUAUCUGCGGCAAUAGCAUCAACCUUAAAUUUUCUACUCAGAGGUUCUGUGGUGGAAGAUGACGCCCUCAGAUUGCAAUGGUUACGAUUAUUUCUAUCCAAAAGAUUUGGUUGGACACUGAAAGAUGAAUUUCCGCACUUGAGGAAGUUAUCAAUUCUCCGAGGACUUUGUCAUAAGGUUGGUCUAGAGUUGGCCCCAAAAGAUUAUGACAUGGAUUUCCAAAACCCUUUCAGCAAAUACGACAUUAUUAGCAUGGUUCCAGUGUGUAAGCAUGUAACGUGCUCUUCAGCCGAUGGGCGAAAUUUGUUGGAGUCAUCUAAAAUUGCUCUUGAUAAAGGAAAGCUAGAGGACGCUGUUAAUUUUGGAACAAAGGCACUAGCAAAGAUGAUAGCUGUUUGCGGUCCUUAUCAUCGAGUUACAGCAAGUGCUUACAGCCUUGUAGCAGUAGUUCUUUACCACACCGGUGAUUUCAAUCAGGCGACCAUUUAUCAGCAGAAGGCUCUGGCUAUAAACGAAAGGGAACUUGGGCUUGACCAUCCAGAUACCAUGAAAAGCUAUGGGGAUCUGUCCGUUUUCUAUUACCGUCUUCAAUACAUCGAAUUGGCUUUGAAGUACGUAAAUCGUGCUUUGUUUCUUCUUCAUUUUACGUGUGGUCUAUCUCACCCUAACACAGCUGCAACAUACAUUAAUGUGGCUAUGAUGGAAGAGGGCAUGGGAAAUGUCCAUGUUGCUCUCAGAUACCUGCACGAAGCUCUCAAGUGUAAUCAGAGACUGUUAGGAGCAGAUCAUAUACAGACUGCUGCAAGCUAUCAUGCCAUAGCCAUAGCUCUCUCAUUGAUGGAAGCAUAUUCCCUCAGUGUGCAGCAUGAGCAAACAACACUUAAGAUACUUCAGGCCAAACUUGGACCGGAUGAUCUUCGUACUCAGGACGCAGUUGCAUGGCUUGAAUAUUUUGAAUCUAAAUCUCUGGAGCAGCAAGAAGCAGCCCGAAAUGGAUUUCCGAAGCCAGAUGCGUUAAUUGCAAGCAAAGGUCACCUUAGUGUAUCAGAUCUCCUAGAUUUCAUUACUCCUGAUCAAGAUUCGAAAGUAAAUGAUGCACAUAGGAAGCAGCGCCGCACAAAGGUACAUCAGUCGAGUGAUAAUAUCCCUCCGGCACACCAAAAUGCAAUAGCUUAUGAUGACUUGCCAAAUCAUGGCGUGGAGAACACUACAAUUUUGAUAGAUGAUAAAACUGAUGCAGUUGAGGACAGAUCCGUUCAUCAGGACCUGGAGGAGAAGGGUGAUAUUUCUACAAAAGGUUUGUCAGUUACGAGCAUAACUGUUGAAGAAACAACUUCAGAUGAAGGCUGGCAAGAAGCUAAUUCGAAGGGUCGGUCUGGAAGUACUGCUACUGGCCGGAAGUUUGGUCGAAGAAGGCCAGAGAGUGAAUAUUCAAAUUUUAGAGAAAGCAAAUACCGGAGGGAUGUCAUUUCUCCACCACGGACUUCAGCUCCUAAGAGUUUUCCGAGUGAUUUGUAUUCACCAAAGCAGUCAAAGGUUCGUACUCUGAGUGCAGGAGAAGAUUCAGUUAAACUUCAGUCCAAAAUUUCUGUUUCUAAAGUCCCCUCUAUUCCAGCAACUACGAAUUUGGCUUCGAAAUCUGUAUCUUACAAAGAAGUAGCUUUGGCACCUCCAGGUACGGUUCUAAGGUCACUGCACGAUAAAGUUGAAAGCUUAAGUGUGGAAAAUGCUGAAGCCGAGACAUGCAAUACUCCCGCUGAGACUUUGAAAUUUGAGGAAAGCAUAGGUAACUCUGCGGUUGAAGUGAUUCCAAAUGACGGGGAGGAAGGAACAGGUCUUGCAAGUGCAUCCCAAUCAGAAGAUACAGGCCCUGAAAUUGUAGAGGAAAGGUCGGGAGAAAAAAAUGGAAGUAAGCUUUCAGCAGCUGCUGAACCUUACAAUCCAAGACCACUAACAACUACUCUUCCUCUAAAUCCGGUUGCUGUUACAAGUCUAUACGAUGUGAGAGACAGUCAAGUAAUGCUUUCAGCGCCAGUGCUUCCCCCAGUAGCUGCUAGAGUUCCUUGUGGUCCUCGGUCGUCACUGUAUUACAAAACCAAUUAUUCCUUCCGCUUGAGACAAGGUGUUCAGAAAUUUCAAAGAUCUGUUACAGAAAGAGGGGGUUCUGGUCCUCCAAGAAUCAUGAACCCGCAUGCUCCUGAGUUUGUUCCCGGGAAAACUUGGCAUGUGGAUACUCUAGACGAAUGUGCAUAUGUUGCAACUGAAUCAAAUCCUUCGCUUGAAGUUAGUGGGGCUGCAGAGGAGGAACGACAAGAAAUUUCCAGUAGCAAAGCUGAAGAUGGUAUCUUGAGAAAGAGCAUCUCCGAUUCUGAGAAAUCCGAGCUUGCAAGGCAGAUGUUGCUCAGCUUCAUAGUAAAAUCCGUGCAGCAGAACAAGGAUCCUGCAAAUGAAAGUAAGCAAGGGAAUCAAUCAGAUGCCAUUGAAGAUGACAGUGCGAUAAUAAAAAUUCACUAUGGAGAUGAAGGAAAGAGGGACUUGGUUUCUGAAUCCGGUGGCUCGGAGCAACCAACAGUAACGGAUGUAAAGAGUAAGGAAGGGGGGGACGCUGAAGGAUUUACACUUGUGACGAACAGGAGAAGAAGCCGGCAGCUGAGAAGCGGGGUAGCGGGGUUGUACAAUCAGCAAUCUAUCUCGGCUUCUGUUCAUUGAAUAUACAGAUCAUAAACCUGAAAACGACGUACCAAUAAGCAUCGUUCUGUCCUCCUCAAGUCCCUCACAUAACGCAUCAUAAUGUAAAAAGUUUCUCAAUUUUUUUGAAGAGAAAACAAGGUUCUUUUGUUGUCGCAAUCAGUUCUCGAGUUUAUGUUUUGUUUCCUAUUUUUUCAGUUUGAUGAAUAAAAGUCUGUUCGUUCUCAAGUUCGGUGCCGGUGGUAUCAUUGUAUCAUAAUUUUCCUAAUGAUAAGUAAUGGAGAUGAUGAGCUGAUUUUAUUUAUUUA